Messenger RNA from Zeugodacus cucurbitae (melon fly), 1801 nucleotides. Its product is annotated as NADH-cytochrome b5 reductase 3. The record is from RefSeq and is a predicted model, not a curated record. Lineage: Eukaryota; Metazoa; Arthropoda; Insecta; Diptera; Tephritidae. The transcript is spliced from 7 exons. Gene Ontology annotation, cellular component: mitochondrion. Gene Ontology annotation, molecular function: oxidoreductase activity; FAD binding. Bases 437 to 1390 code for a protein of 317 amino acids.
CGUUAUAGAAGAAGGGAAAAUAUGAGAAAUUGUGAAAACAAACGAAAGAAAAGUUGAACGAAUAAGAAUAAUUAAUCUAAACUCCUAGACGUCUAAUUAUUUGUAAAGUAGUUAUUUUUUAUAUUAUUUUAUUGGUGGUAUAAUACAAAAAUUGUAACAAUUAAAUUGUGGUAAAAGAGGUCGUGAACAAACAAAUCUCUCUAAUUUACAAAUAUGCUGUACAUAUGCAUACCCGCGAAAGGCGUUAUAAAUUUAUAAUACUCGAUACACUCAAUUGCAAAGUGCUUACUCGAAAAGAGGAGACGUGAGGCAAAUCAAUAUCAAUUUUAAAUAGUGCCUUUGGGGUGUCCUAGUUAAAAGUGAUAGUUUCUAUUUGGAUGUCGUGUAUAUUUUCCAACAUAUUAAAACAACAAGUUUUAAUAAUUCCAUUUUAAUAAUGGCUCGUCCGUUAUUUGAAACACACUUAGUUCCAAUUGUAGUUGGUAUUGCAGCCGCAGUGGUUGGCGCUGCUAUCAUUAAUUACUUUCUUAAUAAGAAGUCGUCGAAACCAAGACCUGAGCCCAAUCGCACUGCUCGUCUGCGCACACUGGUUGAUCCAAAUGACAAAUAUCAGUUGCCAUUAAUUGAAAAAGAAAUUCUUAGCCACGAUACUCGACGGUUUCGAUUUGGUUUGCCAUCGAACCAACAUGUUCUUGGAUUGCCAGUAGGACAGCACAUUCAUUUGAUUGCAACUAUAGAUAACGAAUUAGUCAUUCGUCCUUACACUCCAAUAUCCAGCGAUGAUGACGUUGGCUAUGUCGAUUUAGUCAUUAAAGUAUAUUUUAAGAAUGUCCAUCCAAAAUUCCCAGGAGGUGGUAAAAUGACGCAAUAUUUAGAUCAAAUGAAUAUUGGCGAUAAAAUAUCCUUCCGUGGUCCUUCCGGCCGAUUACAAUAUCAAGGUCAAGGUCGUUUUCAAGUUAAGAAGCUUCGUAAAGAUCCACCAAAGACGGUUAUAGCAAAGCGGGUAAACAUGAUUUCUGGUGGCACUGGAAUCACACCAAUGUUACAGCUAAUACGUGAUGUUCUAAAAAACAAUGAUAAAGACAAAACUGAACUUGCCCUAUUAUUUGCCAAUCAGAGUGAAUCCGAUAUUUUAUUGCGCAACGAAUUGGACACUUUAGCCACAAAAUAUCCGAAUCAAUUCAAGGUGUGGUAUACCGUGGAUAAAGCUUCUGAAGUCUGGCCAUAUAGCGUUGGGUAUAUCAAUGAUGAAAUGAUGCGCUCUCAACUCUUUUUGCCGAGUUCAAACACUCUUUGCUUGCUAUGUGGUCCGCCACCGAUGGUCAAUUAUACUUGUAUACCAGGCUUGGAGCGCAUCGGUCAUCAUGCGGAUAUGCGCUUUAGUUACUAAAUGGAGAAAUAUAUCGCAAACAAAUAUAUAAUAAAACCUUUAUCAGGCUGGGCAUAUGAAGUAGGCUUUAUAAACGAUGACAUGAUUAAAAAACACCUGUUCUCAGCUUCUGAAGAUACAAUCGUGUUAAUGUGCGGUCCACCCCCGAUGAUAAACUUCGCCUGUAAUCCAGCUUUAGAUAAAUUAGAAUUUCAUCCAGAUACCAGAUUUGCGUACUAAAAAUAUUUGAAAACGGUAUUUUAUAGAAUCCUCCACAUUUGUGCAUAUGUGUAGUUUCUUUUCAAAAGCUGUAUAAUUACAAACGUGCAUACGUGCAUAGGAAUCGAAUGUUCAUUUUGUUCUUAUUAAAGCUAAUGGUUAGAUAUAAUAAAUAGUAAAAUUGCGGACUCAUUUACGUAAUGAAUUAUGGAA